Physcomitrium patens is the source of this 1683-nucleotide messenger RNA. Lineage: Eukaryota; Viridiplantae; Streptophyta; Bryopsida; Funariales; Funariaceae. The record is from RefSeq and is a predicted model, not a curated record.
UUUUGCCUUUUGUUUGUGCCUCGUGAUCUGAUAGGUUCCGCUGUUUUGAGCUGGAGGUGAGUGACUUGGGAUUUUUCGUUGAGUCGGAGACGAUGGCAGGAUGAGGAUGAGGCAGAGGAAGAGGGGCUCGUUGUCGAAGGUGUGCUCCUUGCUGGAGGAGUAUAUGUGGGUGCAUCUCGGUGUGGUUGAAUCGAACAGUAGACUCAGCUUGUUGUCAGGUAUUGAUCUGGUUCGGAAAGACGUCGCAGGGUAUUCAAGGGUUCUGUGUAGGGAAAACGUGGAGGAUAAAUAGGAUGGCGUAGGGUUUUGUGGUUUGAUGUCUCUUUCAGAGCUGAGUUAUGUCAGUUUUUAGAGCCUUGUCUUGCAGCUUUCCAUCCUUUCUCCUCGAUGUACAUAGAACUUGAUUUUAAGAAUUUCGAAAAUCGCCAGGAUUGCGUGAGUUUUUAGAUUCUAAAAUCCCGUGGUGCUUCUUAGAUGUGUCUGAUGUUGUGAAUGUAGUCACGAGUUUGCAGGGACUUCGAGCGUGUGCAUUUGGAGGAGCAUGACGAAGGACUGUGAACUAGAGUUCAUAUUGAGCGAAUUGUAGUUUUGUGAAUUAGGGUUGGGUUUUAUUGAAUAAUGUCACCAGUUGCCUAAGGUUGGAGUUGCUUGUUGGCUAGUGCAACAGCUCAAUACUCACGUAAAGUGGUAUGCUGUGUGCAAUGUAACAGUGUACAUUUCAAUUCGGCCACUAUACAAGCCUCACAACAACGCGUCGAAUGUUGUGCAUUUUGCUUUAAUGGUAGCUGGCAUGACUAAGUGGGAUUCUGGUUUUAGUUGGAAAUUCAUUUGGAACACUUUGCAAAACCAUGGUAUUCUAUUGUAUGCUGCCCUUAUGAAGCUGUGUAUGUUGCACUAAUUUCGUGCGAGCAACUACUACUUUUACAAAUGAAGAUUUUUUAUGUGGCUUAGUUAAAAGAAGCAACUUAAGGCAUCGCCAGCGAGAGUACUGCUAUUGAAAUGUUGCGAAUCAAGGCUGUUGUAGAAACUUUUGUACGGGAUUUGAAGGCAGCGUUAGAGAUUGACAUCCAGGACCGCAUCAUGAAAGAAAGGGAGAUGAACAGCUAUUUGGAGGAGAGGGAGCGAGAUGUCGCGGAAAGAGAAUCUGCCUGGAAAGCGGAACUUAGUAGAAGAGAGGCUGAGGUCAUAAAGCAAGAGACGCGGCUACGAUUUGAGCGAGAGAAUCUGGAGAAGGAAAAGAGUGUGCUCAUGGGAACAGCAUCCAGCUUGGAUAAUCAGGAUGGUGCGCUGGAGAUUACCGUCAGUGGGGAAAAGUAUCGUUGUUUAAGGUUUUCUAAAGCUAAGAAAUGAAGCAUCUUAUGAUAAUUCAGAAACCUUGGGGAGGAGGAGGAGGAGGUAAAGAUACGUAUUGCAAAGGGCAGUUGUGAGCAAUCUUACCUGUCAGAUGGAAUCUAACAUAGAAUUGUCUACACUAGAGUUUCUGUAGGGCUUGUUACAAGUGCUAGAAAACCCUCGUCUACCUCCACGUUGUACAAGUAUGUGCUGUUAUUAUAGUAGAGAUCGCGCUUGUGUGUGGGAAAUUAAUCUCGCACGUUAGUAAAUACCAGCAGAUGACAUUAUAUCAGUUACUGAAUUUAUUGAUGACAAUUGGAAAGCACUUUUUCGGUGAAGCUGUUUGUUCAA